This is a messenger RNA of Sphaeramia orbicularis (orbiculate cardinalfish), 3185 nucleotides long. It is a transcript of the gene nsmfb, whose product is annotated as NMDA receptor synaptonuclear signaling and neuronal migration factor b. Gene Ontology annotation, biological process: regulation of neuronal synaptic plasticity; regulation of neuron migration. The transcript has 16 exons. Lineage: Eukaryota; Metazoa; Chordata; Actinopteri; Kurtiformes; Apogonidae. The record is from RefSeq and is a predicted model, not a curated record. Bases 155 to 2020 code for a protein of 621 amino acids.
AACAAUGACGAUCACAAUGUAAAUGAGUAAAGUCGUGACACCGGUGGAAUACGGAUGCUUUUCUUUCCCCGUUUGAUGAAUUCUCCCGUGUUUUUUGCGUCAGUCUGUGGAAUGGUCUGGUCGGUUUUCUCUCCUGGGUCGUUUCCACUUCAGCAUGGGAACUGCGGUGUCCAAAAGGAAGAAUCUGAGGAGUGAUGCGAUAUCUUCCGUGGCCGCAAAAGUUCGAGCAGCCAGAGCCUUUGGAGAAUACCUGUCCAGCGCCAACCCUGAGAACCGCAACGGAGCAGAUCAUCUACUGUCUGACACCUUCCCUGGCCAGGACUGUGAGUCUCCAAACAUUAGUCGUUUGCAUAACAACAAUCUGCCACCACAAAGCCGCUGUUUGCCCGUAACCAAACCAACCCAGUCCAGUCAGUCUAAUCCAAGCGCUCAUUCGCAUUCUCAGCCUCAGGCAAAUUCCCUUCAGGCUCAGGCUUCGGGCGCCAAACGCAGACUUUCUGUAGAGCACAGCAUCUCCUCAGAGGACCCACCAAGCACCAGAGGUACAGAGGGGAGUGUGGUGGUUAAACCGGCCAGGGUGUACACGAUCACCAGGGAGGGCGGGAUGACUCUGGGGGGUCGUGGCAGCGAGGAGAGCCUGGAGCUGGAGGUGUUGAAGGGCUCCAGGGAGCAGCCGUUGUCCCAGGGCCCAGCUGCCACCAACAACCCGUCCUGCACCAGCCAACCGUCUGCCACCGUCAUCCGCGGUAGCCAUCACCGUAGUAGCCAUCACCGCAGCAGCAGCAGCCAUCACCACGCCCACCAGCAUCACGGAGGCCCGGCGUCAUCGUCACAACCGCUGCAGAACUCGGGGAGCGCCAACAACAUCCGAGAAUGGGGGAUGAGGCGAGGUGGGUCGCGGGACGACUACACCCCGGACUGUGUGGCCUGCAUUCGGGCUCCGUGUCAGAGCCAGCGAUCCUUGGACCUCGAUACCUCACCGCGGGAUGGAGGGAAACCCCGAAAGAAACUGGAGAGGAUGUACAGCGAGGACAGGGCGUCCUCUGAGGACAGGGAGGACAAUCCUAAUAGCUGGUUCCCCAAAGAGAAUAUGUUCAGCUUUCAGACAGCCACCACCACCAUGCAGGCAAUAUCGGCGUUCCGAGGCAUUGCUGAGAGAAAGAGACGGAAAAGAGAGCAGGAGGCAGCCACCAUGAUGGAGAGAAAUUUCCGUAAACAUCUCCGAAUGGUGGGCAGCCGCAGAGUGAAAGUCCAGACUUUUGCCGAUCGCCGAGCCAAGAGUUUCAGCCGCUCGUGGAGUGACCCCACCCCCGUCAAGCCUGACUCACUGCAUGACUCCAGAGACAGUGGCGAGCUUCAGACCUCCUCAGGGACUCUAGAUGAAGGGCUGGAUGAGGAUGCUGACUGGGAGGAGGAGAGGGAGUCGGAGAGAGCGGCUUGCGAGGGAGAGGAUUUUAGUCCACCUAAAAUCAUGCUGAUAUCCUCCAAAGUCCCUAAGGCCGAAUAUGUUCCCAACAUCAUCCGCAGGGACGACCCCUCCAUCAUCCCCAUUCUUUAUGACCAUGAACACGCCACAUUUGAUGACAUCCUCGAGGAGAUAGAGAAGAAGCUGACUGCCUACAGAAAAGGCUGCAAAAUCUGGAACAUGCUCAUCUUCUGCCAGGGAGGACCAGGACAUCUGUACCUGCUCAAGAAUAAAGUUGCGACCUUUGCCAAAGUGGAGAAAGAGGAAGACAUGAUCCAGUUCUGGCGGCGGCUCAGCAGGCUGAUGAGUAAGCUGAACCCGGAGCCCAACCUCAUCCACAUCAUGGGCUGCUAUGUGCUGGGGAGCGCUAAUGGAGAAAAGCUGAUUCAGACUCUGAAGAGGCUGAUGAGACCCUCGUCGGUUGAAUUCAAGUCCCCACUAGAGCUUUCUGCACAGGGCAAAGAGAUGAUCGAGAUGUACUUCGACUUCCGUCUGUUCCGCCUGUGGAAAAGCCGUCAGCACUCCAAGCUGCUGGACUACGACGACCUGUUGUGACCUCGCCCACCUCCGUUGGCUUGUCGGCCGGUUAUCUCUCGUCUGAGCCCGCUGUACGGUGACGUGGCGUUGGUUGAAGGGCCCCUGAGAGGCUCCUAGGCCGUCUCUGUUGUAGUGCUGGAGCGGCAUCGCAAGCUGGGUCUUUUUCCCCUCCCUCCCUCCCUCCCUCUGAAGAGACAGGGUGACGCUGUAGUCAGUCAGUGGUGUACUUUUUCUCCCUUAUCCAUUUUCACUUUCUGCCUGUCUCUGAGAAAAACAGAAGGGGAGGGACAAGAAAAAGGAGGAAGAACGAGGGGAGUCAUCAUCCUAGCCUAAAUGUGUCAGGAGAUGCUAACUAGAGUUAGAUUUCUGAGUUCAGAGACGCUGUUAGAUGUAAGAGUGACAGCAGAGAACAGACAGAAACCCCUCCCUCCUGAGUUUAGAGGGUGACAGAUUUUUUUUUUUUUUUUUUUUUUUUCUACCUUUAGCCAACCUGUGAAGGCUUACGAGGAUGGAAGCGUUUUCUUUGUCAGGUGCGGCAAAAGGAGUAGAGCUUCUCUGUAAAUAAACGAGUGCUUACCGGAGCAUUAGAGAAUAGAAUUUCAGCAUCUCUUUCCAUGCUUUCAUGUGAAAAUUUAGAAAUGUAAGUAGUCUUUAAAAGAUGUAGAUGUGUAUUUAACACAGCUUUUUUAACAUUCAGAUUCAGUGUAUUAGUAUUUCGUACAGACUGUUGUAUUAACUCAGGUUCAAUCCCUCGUUUGAUACUAAGAAUUGUACUCACUGUUCGUAAGGCAACAUACUGUAGAUCAGAUUCAAAGGCCUUCAUACGCCACAUAGAGGCAUCUUCAGUGGAAGACCGUCAGGGAUGUCAUAUCUUUACAUGUGUGUGAAGGACACAGAUCUCUGCAUUGUCAUAGCCUUUCAGGUCAGCCGUAGCCGAAAACAGUCGUAUUCAUGCAUGUCUCAUAGCAUUAAACGCAGCAGAAUCGGUCCAUUUUUACCCCCGUUGGGCCAACACGAGCUUUUCUUUAUUGAUGUGUCGGCUCACGGGUCUUCUUAACGUGUUUAACCUGUGUUUGUUUGUGUUGCAUGUGUGUGUCCAUAGCUUACCUGCAUCUCUGUAAAGAGGUCGCACUUUUAGGAUAUUUUAGACCAAACUAAUACGCAGUCGUUUGUAUGAGGUAGA